Messenger RNA from Aphidius gifuensis, 2948 nucleotides. RefSeq lists its product as uncharacterized. The transcript is spliced from 4 exons. The record is from RefSeq and is a predicted model, not a curated record. NCBI's taxonomy places the organism in Eukaryota, Metazoa, Arthropoda, Insecta, Hymenoptera, Braconidae. Bases 138 to 2822 code for a protein of 894 amino acids.
AGUGAAUUAGCGCUUAAACUGCGUUGUAUAUAGAAAUGAUACCUAUAUAAAUUAGUUAUACUGUCAAUAAAACAGCCUAUGCAAAGUUGAGUUAUCAAGAGAAUAAAUCCUUUACAGAUAUACUCAGCGUAUUAACCAUGCGUCGUUAUAAAAGAUAUAUGGACAUUGGAAAUGAUACUGCGAUUCCACGUAAAACUGAAUAUCGACACAGAAGGAUGGAGAUGAUGCAUUCGAAUCCUUCAAGAGAAUCCAGCGUGGAUAGCAAUGAAUCAGCAAUUGAUCAGCUGUUAAAUACAUCACUCACCGAUCAAAAUGAAAUAGUUCAUCUUACCGCCAGCGAAAUCAAUAGUAUUAACAAUUUAUCGACUGAAUUUCCAGUAAACUCGAUUCAAAGAAGUAUGUGUGAAUCAACUAGUGGUGUAUCUUGUACACUCGAGAGUGACUUAUUUACUAGUAACCGAAUAGAUGAUUGUGAAACUGAUAAUACACGUGCAGUAGCUGAAGAAUCAAAAUCAAAUAGUAAUAAUAUAUCAGAAAUAAGUAAUGUAAGCAACAACGUCGUUUUUGAUGGAAGUGAAAAUGAAGAACGUUCCCAGGCUGAUGAUUCCAGCGAAAACGCUAUUCCGGAAGAGUUUGAAAGCAAUGCUGAUCUUUCCCAGUUGCUGUGUAAUUCAUUAGAUUGCACUCGAGGAGAAGUAUUAUUGAUGGCAAUGACUAUAGGAAUGCGUCACUCACUAACGUGGGAAGCUAUUGUUGACAUACUUAAAAUGGUCAACGCUAUUUUUGGAGAAAAAGUUGUUCAUGAUUCAAAAUAUUUUCUACACAAAUUUUUUCCAUCUAACAUUGCUAAUGGUGUGUAUCAUAUAUAUUGCCCCCAGUGCCACAGAUACGUCGGUAUUCGUAAUAAUUUAGAAAACAAUAUUUGUUGUCCGUGUGGAUACACAAUGGAUAUAUCUACUACGAGCUCUUAUUUUCUACAAUUCGACGUUCGCAGUCAACUAAAACAUUUUUUUGAUAAUCCAAAAUUCAGAAAUAAUUUAAAUUAUCGAUACACUAGAGUUAAAAUAAAUAACGCGGCGCUGGAAGAUAUUUUCGAUGGCCUUAUGUACCAACAAAAAGCUCAUUUAUUCAUCGAUAAUCCAAAUAUAUCAUAUACCUUCAAUACCGAUGGCUGCCAAGCUGCUGACUCAUCCAACACUACGGUUUGGCCAAUCUACAUGAUGUUACAUGAUUUACCCCCAGCGGAACGCAAAAAAUAUAUGAUACUUGCUGGUCUUUGGGUUGACAGAAUUGAACCGAAAAUGAACAUUUUUUUAGAAUCGUUUGUUAGCCAAGCGAAUGAUCUUUCUUCGUCAGGAAUCACGUGGAAAUUAGGUGACAGACAAAUAACUAGUCGGUUGAUUCCCUUGAUAUGUCCGGUAGAUUCUGUAGCCAGGUGUAAAAUGUUAAAUAUGAAACAAUAUAAUGGGUUCUUUGGGUGCACUUUUUGCAUGCAUCCAACUGAAACAGUUGAUCGGCAAAGAUGCUAUACAGUUACAAAAAAAAUUCCAGCACUUCGUACUGAUUCUUCUAUAAAGUCAAUGAUGUUAGAAGCUUCUAAUAUUAGACAAUUAGAUACCAGUGUUUUCGGAGUUAUGGGAGCUAGCAGUUUGAUGAAUCUGCAUCAUUUUGAUCUUGGUGAAGGAAUGGUUGUUGAUGAUUUGCAUGCUGCAUUUCUGGGAGUAGCUCGUAAAUUUACAGAGAUUAUUUUGUCAGCAGUAGGAGAAGAGUAUUACGUGGGAACACCUUCUCGUUUAUCUAGGAUCAAUCGACGUUUGUUGCAUUUUUGUCCACCGACUGUAAUAUCACGCACACCACGAAGCCUGGAUGAAAGACGGAAUUGGAAAGGUUCUGAAUGGCAAAAUUGGACUAUUUUAUAUUCGCUUAUAUGUUUAAAAGGGAUACUAGAAAAGAAAUAUUUUGAACAUUGGGCCUUGUUUGUGGCGGCUAUAAAUAUUCUGCUUCAAAACAGUAUUGUGGAAGAAUCAUUGAAAGAUGCGGAAGUGCUUUUAAUUAGGUUCGUUGUUGGAUUUCAAGAACUUUAUGGUAAAAGAGCUAUGUCUUAUAAUAUUCAUCUUCUCUUACAUAUAUGCCGAAGUGUCAGAAAUUGGGGUCCUCUAUGGACACACAGCACAUUUCCAUUCGAAAACCAGAACCGUUUUCUGUUGAAUCUGAAGCAUAGCCCAGCUCGUAUUAUUCCUCAAAUAAGCCAAAGAUUCCUAUCUUUCCAAAAAAUUCAAUCAUUUCCCGAACAAACAAGAAUAAGUCCGAGAGUUCAAAAUUUUUGUAGUUCACUUUUUGAUAGAAACCUUAAGUUUUUUACAAGGACUCCAGAUUGUGUCCUACUGGGUAAAGGAAAAAACCAUAUUUUGAGUAGACAAGAAUUGCUAAUUUUGCAGCAUGAUGUGGAUGCUUGCUGGUCGUAUGAUAAAAUGAUCUAUAGCGGUGUUAGAUAUGUUACUGCUUUAUACCAUCAAGAAAUUUGUAAAAAAUCAAACGAUUCCAACGUAUGUCUUAAGUCAGGACAAAUUGGAAAAAUUGUUAAUAUUUAUAAAAUAUCGUAUGAAGGCCAAGAACAAAUCUUAAUUCUUAUCAAUUUGUACCAUAUUGAGAAUGAUUUUUUGUCAAAUAGAAACGUUACCGUACAACAUAUAAGAAAAUGUAGUACUGUUGAUAAUCUUCAAUUAUUUACACCUACAGAUUUACUUCGACCAUGCCUGCAUAUGAAAACAGAAAAGUCAGAAUAUGUUAUCGUAAUACCAUACGGCUGUGAUCGAGAUUGAAGAAUAUUUUUGUAUUUUUAUAUUUGUACAUAUUUGUAUAUUUUUAAACAUCGACGAUAAAAUUGAAAUAAUUGACCAACUUGCUUGUGUAAUUUUUGUUGUUAAUAAAUAAAAAAUUUCCCUCAG